Messenger RNA from Apis dorsata (giant honeybee), 1821 nucleotides. RefSeq lists its product as uncharacterized. The record is from RefSeq and is a predicted model, not a curated record. The coding region runs from base 305 to 1807 and encodes 500 amino acids. The transcript is spliced from 6 exons. Lineage: Eukaryota; Metazoa; Arthropoda; Insecta; Hymenoptera; Apidae.
AAUUUUUUUUUUAUCUAUUAUUCUCCAGCGCCUACCUCGGCGUUUAAUUCUUUCUCGAAGAAACACCGCGAGUCAAUUUUUUUUUUCAGCACACGUUUGAUCCGUGACUUUCGUACCAUAUACGAAACCAACAACCUUUAUCCUCUCUACACUUUCUCGCUUUUUCCUUUCGCUAAUUUUUUUCAAUGGAAAAGCAGAAUUUAUUAUGAACGAAGGUCAAUUAGAUAUUACUGAAAUCCGGAUUAUCCGGGACGUGGGAAGGUGCAAAUUCCACGGAAGGUUUUGACAGCAUUCUGACAGCAAGAUGAUGGACCGACAAGAUACAGAAACGGACACUGAAGAAUGUUGCCCGACGCAGAGAUAUCACGAAGAACGACGGAAACAAGUGGAAUCGUAUCACGAUCUGAAACGUUGUCUAAAAUGCAAUCAACCACGAUCCGAGAUACCGCCAGAUUUGGUAAGGAGACGCGUGAGAAGAGCAAAAGAUCAAGUGCAACACUGUCCUUCUUGUCAUUGCCCUCCUGAAACCGUGAAGUAUUCGAUGGGAAGAACAAAUUGUUCCAAAAAUAUGGACGCCGUUUUGAACGAGUACGAGAAUUUAUUGACAAAUCCAACGAGUCAAACGUUCAAGAAGUCGCAGAGCAACACUUUAUCGCCGAGGCUGUACGGGGUAUCGGCUUGUAACGGAUCAGCGUACGCUCAUUAUCACUCGCGGAAAAGGCAGCCGAAUACUCAUCGACGCCAAUGCAGGAUCGAGCAGGAUCAAGUGCAUUCGAUCAUGAAGAAUAUAUUGCACUCGGGUGAAAACGAUAAUAUAUGUUACGAAUAUCCAAGAUCUAUGAAGAACAGUUACAAGAAGGAGAGUUAUUACAUGAGGGACGAGCAUCAUCAGUUGGGCGACCACGAGGACGCCGACUUGUUGUACACAAGGGGCAGAUUGAGAUUCAACUUGGCCGGUAAACACGGGAAUAGAAAGAAGAUGGAUUUGGAGGAAGGAGCGGAGGAAAAUCGGAACGUACAAGGGAAAAAGAAAAGCGACCCACUGCCGAAUAAACUUUCCAUCUUGAAAGGGUGCGCCUCGCAAACUUCGAAAACUAACGGGGAAGAAUUGCCCAAGCAUAAAAGUUUGGCAAUCGACACGAACGAUUACGCGAAGGAGGAAGAGUUGCCAAAGGAAGACGAGAACGCCCGGCCUGUCUGUAAACCGUGCCAACGAUCCACCACCCGGCAAGAUUCACCUUGCAGUCCUGGAAAAGAAUCGACGAGCAACACGGAGGAAACGAGAGAGGAUAGCUCGUAUUGCGAGUUGGCCGUUAAGGACGAGGAACAAGAUAUUCCAAAUAGGAAGAACACGUACGCUGGAGGGGAUUUAAAUCCUGAUUUUAAUCUUCGAGCGACUAAAAGUUACAUCAUUGGUCUAAUCGAUCGGGUUCUCAGCAAGAAAUUCGCCACUUCGCCGGGCCAGCAAAAGAAUACAGAAUCGAAUCGAGAAUUAACAGAGCAAGGAUACUCUGUGGAGAUAGUACGUGCGCUUCGCGGUGAUUGUUACGAAUUGUUCACAAAGGACGUGUCCAGCCAUCACGAGACACCGGCCGAAUGUAUAAAGCGUUUGAAAAACCUUCGGUGGCAGCACAUGCAACACAUUCAAAACGAGUUUAAAAAACUCUGCGAUCUUCAAAAGUUUCUGGACGAGUAUUCGCCGAGGGAGUCUCUGCUCACGUUUCAACCGAACACGGUCGAGCAACGGCCGGAGGAACGACAACCGCAGCAACAGCAACACGAGGAGAAGCAGAAUUUAGGAACGUGAUUGAUUGAUUUUUU